Messenger RNA from Penicillium soppii, 687 nucleotides. RefSeq lists its product as uncharacterized. The transcript is spliced from 2 exons. Bases 1 to 687 code for a protein of 228 amino acids. Lineage: Eukaryota; Fungi; Ascomycota; Eurotiomycetes; Eurotiales; Aspergillaceae. The record is from RefSeq and is a predicted model, not a curated record.
AUGUCUACUCCUGUCAAAGAAAAGUCUACCCCGGCCAGAGCAAAGGCCACUCCAUCCAAGGAGAAGGCCACUCCAUCCAAGGAGAAGGCCAACGUCAAGGCUUUUGGUGAACUGUCCAUGACCGAGAACAAACUGUUGGUUCUCGCCAACUACUACCAUGAGACCAACGCCAAAAUCGACUUCGAAAAGAUCGCUGGGCUCGCCGACCUCCAAGCCAACUCUGCUCGCACCAUCUACCGUUCCGGCAAGCGCAAGGUUGCGAAGAUGUUCCUUGAGCCCGAGAACUCGCAUGGAGACGCGGAUGUUUCAUCCAGCAACAGUCCCGUGGGCAAGACUGCAAAAGGCCGCGCCAAAGUAGCCACUCCUCGCUCCGCCAAGAAGGCCAAGCUCACCGAGGCCAAUGGUGUUGCUGAGGCCGACCCCGAGGAUGUUGCCAACCAGGGAGUCCUCAACAACGCUAGCGACGUGAACACCACUGGGACUGUCGAAAAUGCCGAAGACGAUAACGACUCUGGAAUAGAUUACUUCGAGCCUCGGCGUGAUGUCGAAUCCAAGAACUCCGGCAUCGCCACCAACGAGCCUACCACCAAGGCUUAUUCCGAAGACGAAUUCGACUUUGAGCGUCGCCUUCCCGGCGAGCCCACCGAGGAGGAAGCUAUCGUCACGCUCUUCGGAGAGCAGAACUAA